CUCACGGCGACUGUAUAGGACAGAAUAGAACUGCCCCAUAGGUUUUCCAAUUUGUCAUAUGUUUCUCCCACUAGAUUCAGAUUAUGCAUUUUUGGUGAGAAUAUCACAGAAGUGGUGCUGUGUUGUUUUCAUUGUAGUUCUGAUUGGAGCACUGGAUUUUGAUUUGCCCCAUUAGUGAUGAUGUUCACUUCGAUCACCUGAGCAAGGUGGUGUCUGCCAGGCUUUUCCUCUGCAGUUAUUUUUUUCCAUUGUAAUUAAUACUUUGGUGAAGAGGUGCUUUGAAACUAUGUAAAUAUCCAUUCAUCAUCACACUUACGAUUUAUUCAUUCCUCUGUAAGGAUUUAGGGUUUUCUUUUUUAUUCAGUGGAUUAUACUCUGUUGCUAUCACUGGGUAGUCACUAGGUAGAGUUUUCCCCCAACUCCUGGCUUCAUGCAGAGAACGUAGUCUGGCCCUGUCCAAUGUUGAAACUUCUACAAGUUUGCAGCCAGUAAUUUCCAUCUUCCUUGCUAGCUUUCAAACCCGAGGCCUGAAGGUUGCUGUCUAGUUAUUUACCUCUGUGGACUGCCACUCUUUAGUUCCCACUCAUUGCAUUGUUUCGGUUCCUUCUUGGUUUUGGCAUAUGUAUAUUUCCCUUUUUUGCUUUUUGGACUUGACAUUUGGUUGUUUAAGCUCUUAGUCUCAUUGAAUCUAGAAUAAUCUUGUUUUUCAUAACUGAAUUUUUGAAGAGUUCAGGUCAAUUACAGGAUAUUUCACAUUCUACACUUCACUAAUUGUUUCCUCAUGAUUAAAUUGAAGUUAAAUAUUUUUGGCAGGAAUACUUUAUAGGUGAUGUUUUAUACUUCUUGUUGCAUCAUAUCAGAAGGUACAUAAUGUCAGCUUGUUCAACUAUUGGUGAAGCUAAGUUUGAUCACUUGGUUAAGGUGUUCAUUGCCAUAUCUCUUUAGGGUAAACACACAUUUUCUCCUUUAUAAUUAGUAAGUCAUCUGUGGUAUGAUACGUUAAGACACUGAAUAUUCUCUUCCACAAUAAUCAUUUACCUAAUAGUAUUAGCACCCAUUGUUUAUAGUUGCUUGAAUCAAUAAUUAAAAUUGAAGUUCAGUACAACUUCUGGAAUGGCUGUUCAUUUAUUCAUUACACAGGUGUUUAUUGAAUAGAUACUAUAUCAGAUUCUGUGCUGAUCACUGGGGAUAUGUGGUGAACACUCUGGUGGAUGCCUUUGUAGUGCCUAUAAUCUGGUGGGAGAAAUUGAUAUUAAUAAAAAAUCACAUCGAAUGCAUGUUUAUAGAUUGUGAUGAAUAUUACAAAGGAAAAGAAUGCAGGGGUGUGAAUGCUUAUAAGGGGAGACAUCACCUUUUCUAGGGGUUCAGGGAAGACUUUCCUGUCAAAGUGAUAUUUGAGUUAAGUGCUGAAAGAUGAAGCAUUAUCUGGGCAAGGAGGGUAUCUUAAGUUAUCUAGUGCUGCUUUAACAGAAAUACCUCAAAUGGAUGGCUUUAACAAAGAGAAAUGUAUUCUCUCACAGUCUGGUAGGCUGCAAGUCCAAAUUCAGGGCAUCAGCUCCAAAGGAAAGCUUUCUUUCUCUGUUGGCACUGGAGGAAGGUCCUCAUCAUCAAUCUUCCCUUGUUCUAGGGGCUUUUCUGUGCAGGAACCAUUGGUCCAAAGGACGUGCUCUGCUCCCAGUGCUGCUUUCUUGGUGGUAUGAGGUUCCCCUGUCUCUCUGCUGGCUUCUUUCUUUUAUAUCUCAAAAGAAAUUGGUUUUAGACAUAAUCUAAUCUUGUAGAUUGAGUUUACCUAACUGCUGCUAAUGCCAUCUCAUCGACAUCAUAGAGAUAAGAUUUACAACACAUAGGGAAAUCACAUCAGAUGACAGAAUGGUGGACAGUUGUGUAAUAUUGGGAAUCAAGACCUAACCAAGUGGACAGAUUUUUUUUUUAGGUUCCAGUAUAAUUUUUUUUUAAUUUUUAUUGUCCUUUAAGUGAAAGUUUACAAAUCAAGUCAGUCAUACAAAAAUUUAUAUACAGCUCGCUGUAUACUCGUAGUUGCUCUCCACCUAAUGAGACAGCACACUCCUUCUCUCCACUCUCUAUUAUCCGUGUCCAUUCAGCUUCUGACCCCCUCUGCCUUCUCAUCUCUGCUCCAGACAGGAGCUGCCCACAUAGUCUCAUGUGUCUUCUUGAUCCAAGAAGCUUACUCCUCACCAGUAUUGUUUUCUAUCCUAUAGUCAAGUCAAUCUCUGUCUGAAGAGUUGGCUUUGGGAAUGGUUCUUGUCUUGGGCUAACAGAAGGUGUGGGGACCAUAACCUCUGGGGUCCUUCUAAUCUCAGACCAUUAAGUCUGGUCUUAAAAUAGUGGUCUCAUGCAAUAUUUGUCCUUUUGCAACUGACUAAUUUCACUCAGCAUAAUGCCUUCCAGAUUCCUUCAUGUUAUGAAAUGUUUCAUGGCUUCAUCAUUGUUCUUUAUCAAUGUGUAGUAUUCUAUUGUGUGAAUAUACCAUAAUUUAUUUAUCCAUUCAUCCGUUGAUGGGCACCUUGGUUGCUCCCAUCUUUUUGCUAUGGUAAACAGUGCUGCAGCAAACAUGGGUGUGCAUAUAUCUGUUCGUGUAAAGGCUCUUAAUCCUCUGGGAUAUAUUCCAAGGAGUGGGAUUCUGGAUCGUAUGGUAGUUCUAUUUCUAGCUUUUUAAGGAAGCACCAGAUCGAUUUCCAAAGUGGCUGUACCAUUUGACAUUCCCACCAGCAGUGUAGAAGUAGUCAUGUGGUACUUUAUGAUAUAUCUCUUCUGUUGCCUUCUUAAAAUUAUUUAUUACUAUUUAACUUUUUAUAUUUAGCAUUAUCAUUAAUUAAAUUAUAAGCUUCUUGAUGUUGGGGAUGAUGUCUGAGACUCGAUUAUCACAGAACCCUGUGUGGAGUAGAUGUACAAUAAAUACUUUGAUUUGAUUGUUUAUUUACUACUUUUUUAUGUUGUUGUUGUUAGGUGCCAUCGAGUUGGUUCUGAUUCAUAGCAACCCUGUGCAAAAGAAACCGAAACACUGCUGGUCCUGCUCCGUCCUUACUAUUUUUGCUAUGCUUGAGCCCAUUGUUGCAGCCACUGUGUUAGUCCAUCUCACUGAGGGUCGUCCUCUUUUUUACUAACCAUCUGCUUUACCAAGCAUGAUGUCCUUCUCCAGGGACUGACCCCUCCUAAUACCAUGUCCAAAGUAUGUGAGACAUAGUCUCACCAUCCUUGUUUUUACGGAGCAUCCUGGUUGUUCUUCUUCCAAGACAGAUUUGGUCCUUCUUUUGGCAGUCCAUGAUAUAUUCGAUAUUCUUCACUAACACCAUAAUUCAAAGGUGUCAAUUCUUCUUCGGUCGUCCUUGUUCAUUGUCCAGAUUUCACAUGCAUAUGAGGCGUUUGAAAACGCCAUGGCUUGGUCAGGUGCACCCUGUCCUCCAGGUGACAUCUUUGCUUUUCAACACUUUAAAGAGGUCUUUUGCAGUCGAUUUGCCCAAUGCAGUGGGUCUUUUAAUCUCUCAACUUCUGCUUCCGUGGGUGCUGAUUGUGAAUCCAAGUAAAAUGAAAUCCUUGACAACCUCAAUCUUUUCUGCAUUUGUCAUGAUGUUGCUUAAUGGUCCUGUUUUGAGGAUUUUUGUUUUAUUUAUGUUGAGGUGUAAUUCAUACUAAAGGCUGUGGUCUUUGAUCUUUAUCUGUAAGUGCUUCAAGUCCUCUUCACUUUCAGCAAGCAGGGUUGUGUCAUCUGCAUAAUGUAGGUUGUUAAUAAGUCUUCCUUCAAUCCUGAUGCUCCAUUCUUCUUUAUGUAGUCCAUCUUCUUGGAUUAUUUGCUCAGUUUACAGAUUGAAUAGGUAUGGUCAAAGGAUACAACCUUGAUGCAUAUAUUUCCUGACUUUAAACUGUGCAGUAUCCCCUUGUUCUGUUCGAAUGACUGCCUCUUGAUCCAUGUACAGAUUCCUCAUGAGCACAAUUAAGUGUUCUGGAAUUCCCAUUCUCUGCAGUGUUAUCCAUAAUUUGUUAUGAUGCACACAGUCGAAUGCCUUAGCAUAGUCAAUAAAACACAGGUAAACAUCUUUCUGGUACUCUCUGCUUCUAGCCAGGAUCCAUCUGACAUCAGCAAUGAUAUCCCUUGGUUCCAUGUCCUCUUCUAAAUCCAGCUUGAAUUUCUGGCAGUUCCCUGUUGAUACACUGCUGCAGCCACUUUUGAAUGAUCUUCAGCAAAAAUUUUGCUUACAUGUGAUAUUAAUGAUAUUGUGCAAUAAUAUCCACAUUCUGUUGGAUCAGUUUUCUUGGGAAUAGGCAUAAAUAUGGAUCUCUUCCAGUUAGCUGGCCAUGUAGCUAUCUUCCAAAUUUCUUGUCAUAGACGACUAAGCACUUCCAGUGCUGCAUCUGUUUGUUGAAACAUCUCAACUGGUAUUCCAUCAAUUCCCAGAGCCUUGGUUUUUGCCAGUGCCUUCGGUGCAGCCUGAAGCUUGAACUUCUUCCUUUGGUACCAUCGUUUCCUGAAAUGGUUGAACGUCGAUGGAUUCUUUUGGUGUAGUUACUCUCUAUAUUCCUUCCGUUUUCUUUGUAUGCUUCCUGCAUCAUUUAAUUUUUCCCCCAUAGAAUCCUUCAGUAUUGCAACUCAAAGCUUGAAUUUUUUCUUCAGUUCUUUGAGCUUGAGAAAUGCUGAGCUUUUCUUCCAUUUUGAUUUUCUAUCUCCAGGUCUUUGCACAUGUCAUCCUAACACUUGUCUUCUGGAGCCACCCUUUGAAAUCUUCUGUUCAGCUAUUUUACGUCAUCAUUUUUUCCUUUUGCUUUAGCUACUCAGUGUUCAAGCUUCAGCCUCUUCUGACAUACAGUUAGGUCUUUUCUUUCGCUCCUGUCUGUUUAAUGACCUCUUGCUUUCUUCAUGUAUGAUGUCCUUAGUGUCAUUUCACAACUCAUCUGGUUUUUUGGUCAUUAGUUGUCAGUGCAUCAAAUCUGUUUUUGAGAUGGUCUUUAAAUUCAGGUAGGGUAUACUGAAGGUAGUACUUUGGCUCUCAUGGACUUGUUCUAAUUUUCUUCAAUUUCAACCUGAACUUGCAUAUGAGUCAUUGAUGGUCUGAUCUGCAGUCAGCCCCUGGCCUUGUUCUGAUUGAUGAUAUUGAGCUUUUCCAUCGUCUCUUUCCACAGAUGUAGUUGAUUUGAUUCCUGUGUAUUUCAUCUAGUGAGGUCCAUGUGUCGUCACCGUUUAUGUUGUUGAAAAAAGGUAUUUGCAAUGAAGAAGUCGUUGGUCUUGCAAAAUUCAAUCAUGUGAUCUCCAGCAUCGCUUCUGUCACUAAGGCCAUAUUUUCCAAAUACCGAUCCUUCUUCUUUGUUUCCAACUUUCAUCGUCCAAUCACCAGUAGUUAUCAGUGUUUCCUGAUUGCAUGUUCAAUCAAUUUCAGACUGUAGAAGUUGGUAAAAAUCUUCAAUUUCUUAAUCUUUGGCCUUAGUGCUUGGUGCGUAAAUUUGAAUAAUAGUUAUAUUAACUGGUCUUCUUGUAGGCAAAUGGAUAUUAUUAUCCUAUCGCUGACAGCAUUGUACUUCAGGAUAGAUCUUGAAAUGUUCUUUUUGACGAUGAAUGCAAUGCCAUUCCUCUUCAAUUUGUCAUUUUUGGCAUAGUAGAUCAUAAGAUUGUCUGUUUCAAAAUGACCAAUACCAGUCCAUUUCAGCUCACUAAUGCCUAGGAUAUCGAUGUAAUAGGCUCCAUUUCAUUUUUAACAAUUUCCAAUUUUCGUAGAUUCAUACUUUGUACGUUCCAGCUUCCGAUUAUUAAUGGAUGUUUGCAGCUAUUUCUUCUCAUUUUUAGUCAUGCCACAUCAGCAAAUGAAGGUUCCAAGAGCUUGACUCUAUCCACAUCAUUAAGGUUGCCUUGACUUUGAGGGCACAGCUCUUCCCCAGUCAUCUUUUGAGUGCCUUUCAACCUGAGGGGCUUAUGCUCUGGCACUGUAUCACGCAGUGUCUUGCUGCUGUUCUUAAGGUUUUCACUGGCUAAUUCUUUUUAGAAGUAGACCGCCGGGUCCUUCUUCUUAGUUUGUCUUAGUCUGGAAGCUCAGCUGAAACCUGUCCACCAUGGGUGACUCUGGUGGUAUUUGAAUACUAGUGGUGUAACUUCCAGCAUGACAGCAAGACACAAACCCCCACGGUACGACAAACGGACAGACACGUGGGGGAAUUUAUGUAUAAUAAUUGUAUGUACUUCCGUUAUACGUACACACAUACGUGUGUGUGUAUAUAUGUUUUAUGUAUAGACCCUAAAAUGCUAUUAAAUAUUGUAGGUGUAUUAAAUGUGCCUAAUGGUGUGUUGUGAAACAUUUCAUUUGAUUUUAACAUUAGACAGUUUAAAUAUGUAGUUUUCAUCAAAAUAAACUAUGUGAAAAUUAUUUUGAAAUAUAAAUUGUUAGACAAAGUGAAUAGAUUAAAAAAAACCUUUUAUAAUGUAGACUAUUUGUCUACCUAACUUUAAGUAAUUAAGAGAAGCCAAACAAUAAAUAAAAGUGGAUUAAAUUAAUAUCGGGUAAGGGGGGUAUUUCGAUUACUUGAAUAAAUCAGUUAAAUUUUCUGAGCUUUCUUAUUUGUAAAAUGAAAGAAAUUAUAUAAACACUUUUAUAUGCCUCAGAAGAAGAAACGUUGUGUUUAUAAGUCAAAGAAAAUUCACCAUUUUCUGUAUUUGACUUAAAAGUUUAUAAUGGCAGAAUAUAACAUUUUUAUUUUUCCCUGUCUUCAUUUUCUUUACUCAGACUUUUCGGGGAGUUGUAAUUGGACUUCCCCUCCCAUCUGCCUCCAGAUAUGCCAAUAAGAAAUCAAGCAUAAUUUCAGUCUGAAAAGAAAAUUUUGAGAAAUCAAGGAGGAUAAACAUAGAGGUUUAAACAAGUCUCUUGAGUGGUGUUUCCUCACUGAUGGAGAAUUACUUCCAAGCAGAAGCUUACAACCUGGACAAGGUGUUAGAUGAAUUUGAACAAAACGAAGAUGAAACAGUUUCUCCUGCUUUAUUGGAUACAAAGUGGAAUAAGAUUCUAGAUCCCCCUUCUCACCAACUGUCAUUUAACCCUGCAUUGGCCAGUGUGAAUGAACCCGCGGUUUCUAAUGAGUCACAGCCACAACUGAAAGUCUUCUCCCUGGCUCACUCAGAUCCUCUGCCCACAGAGGGAGAGGACCAUUGUGCUAAUGGACAGGACAGUAGUCUAAAUGCAGAGAUUGCCACAAUGUGGAUUGAUGAAAAUGCUGUGGCAGAAGAUAAACUUAUUAAGAAAAACCGUAACCGAGAUGAUCAGUGCAGUGCUGUUGAAGGGGGAGAGAAGAAGUGUGGAAACCUAGCUUGUCCGCCAGAUGAGAAGAACGUUCUUGUUGUAGCCGUCAUGCAUAACUGUGAUAAAAGGACAUUACAAAGUGAUUUACAGGAUUGUAACAAUUAUAAUAAUCACUCGCUCAUGGAUGCUUUUAGCUGUUCACUGGAUAACGAAAGCAGUCAAACUGAUCAAUUUAGUUUUAGUAUAAAUGGGUCUGCUGAAAAAGAUGUUAACACAGAGAAACAAAUGGAUCCAUUGACUAGACCAAGUACAGAAGGAAAUUCUGUUAACCGUCUACGUACAACUUCAUCUGAUAGUCUAGCCAGCGUCUGUUCCCCUUCACAGUUAAAGAAUGAUGAAAACAUAGCUAGGGGCCCCUCCAUGUGUACGGUUAAAAGUUUAACAAUCGAUUCAGUGAUCUCAUCACAUGGAACAGAUGAAAGCCCUGCUGUUAAAAAGCAAGAGAAUUAUACACCAGAUGAUGUUCUCACUGGCAAAACCAGCUCUUCUAGGACAGAUGUAGGUAGUCCAAACUCCUUUUCCCACUUGAGUGAGGGGAUUUUGAUGAAAAAGGAGUCAAUAGAGGAGAGAACAACAGAAGAAUUCCUCCGACCUGGUUUACCUUUGCUUCUCAGUCCAGACAUGCCUAAUGGAUCUGGAAGUGAUGAUAAUUGUGAACAGUUUUCAGAUUGCCUUGUGCCCAGAGAAGUUAACCUUAAGGCUGAUGAAAAUGAAGGUUGUAGACAUGAAGAAGUUCUUGACACUACAGAAUUUCUUAAUAUGAGAGAGCAUUUCUCUGAGUCUCAGGAGAUGACUAAUUGGAAAUUGACUAAACUAAAUGAGAUGAAUAACAACCAAGUAAAUGAAGAAAAGGAGUUUCUGCCAGUGAGUCACCCUGAGGACACGUGUGAUAAUGGAGGAGAGUGUGAUGGAAUAGCAGAUUUAAAAGGAACUUGCAUGAAUGAAAGUGAAGGAUGUGAUUUCUCCACUGUUAAGGAUACACCAGCAGCAAAUUCUCUAUCUAAUGGUUGUGAUUCCUGUGGAAUGCAGAGCCCAGUUGUUGCUUUUGUUCCAAAGACUUUACCCUCCAAAGAAGAUUCAGUAACAGAAGAGAAGGAAAUAGAGGAGAGCAAGUUGGAAUGCUACUCAAAUAUUUAUGAACAGAGAGGAAAUGAGGCCACAGAAGGGAGUGGACUACUUUUAAACAGCACUGGUGACCUAAUGAAGAAAAACUAUUUACACAAUUUCUGUAGUCAGGUUCCAUCAGUGCUUGCGCAAUCUUCCCCAAAGAUGGUAGGGAACCUGCAGUCUAUCAGUGCACCUUUUGGCGGUGCAAGACCCAAGCAACCUUCUAAUCUUAAGCUUCAAAUUCCUAAGCCAUUAUCAGACCAUUUACAAAAUGACCUUCCUUCAAACAGUGGAAAUAAUAUUAAAAACAAAAAUGAUAUUCUUGGGAAAGAAAAAUUAGGGGAAAACUCAGCAACCAAUGUAUGCAAUGCCUCUUUGGGAAACAUCUCUGUUGCUGAUACAAAUGGGGAACAUUUAGAAAGUUAUGAGGCUGGAAUCUCUAGUAGACCGUGCCUUGCAUUAGCUCCAGAUAGCCCAGAUAAUGAUCUCAGAGCUGGCCAGUUUGGAGUCUCUGCCAGAAAGCCAUUUACCACUCUAGGUGAGGUGGCCCCAGUAUGGGUACCGGAUUCUCAGGCUCCAAAUUGCAUGAAAUGUGAAGCCAAGUUUACAUUCACCAAAAGGAGGCAUCACUGCAGAGCAUGUGGGAAGGUCUUCUGCGCUUCCUGCUGUAGCCUGAAAUGUAAGCUGUUAUACAUGGACAGAAAGGAGGCUAGAGUGUGUGUAAUCUGCCAUUCAGUGCUAAUGAAUGCUCAAGCCUGGGAGAACAUGAUGAGUGCCUCAAGCCAGAGCCCUAACCCUAACAAUCCUGCUGAGUACUGUUCUACUAUCCCUCCCUUGCAGCAAGCUCAGGCCUCAGGAGCUCUGAGCUCUCCACCUCCCACUGUGAUGGUACCUGUGGGAGUUUUAAAGCACCCUGGAGCAGAAGUGGCUCAGCCCAGAGAGCAGAGGCGAGUUUGGUUUGCUGAUGGGAUCUUGCCCAAUGGAGAAGUUGCUGAUGCGGCCAAAUUAACAAUGAACGGAACUUCCUCUGCAGGAACCCUAGCUGUGUCGCAUGACCCAGUCAAGACAGUAACUACCAGUCCUUUACCAGCAGAGACGGAUAUGUCUCUAUUCUCUGGGAAUAUAACUCAGGUUGGAAGUCCUGUUGGAAGUGCAAUGAACCUUAUUCCUGAAGAUGGCCUUCCUCCCAUUCUCAUCUCUACUGGUGUAAAAGGAGACUAUGCUGUGGAAGAGAGACCAUCACAGAUUUCAGUAAUGCAGCAAUUGGAGGAUGGUGGCCCUGACCCACUUGUGUUUGUUUUAAACGCAAAUUUGUUGUCAAUGGUUAAAAUUGUAAACUAUGUGAACAGAAAGUGCUGGUGUUUCACAACCAAGGGAAUGCAUGCAGUGGGUCAGUCUGAAAUAGUCAUUCUCCUACAGUGUCUACCGGAUGAGAAGUGUUUGCCAAAGGACAUCUUUAAUCACUUUGUGCAGCUUUAUCGGGAUGCCCUAGCAGGGAAUGUUGUGAGCAACUUGGGACAUUCCUUCUUCAGCCAAAGCUUUCUUGGCAGCAAAGAACAUGGUGGGUUCUUGUAUGUGACAUCUACCUAUCAGUCACUGCAAGACCUAGUACUUCCGACUCCACCUUACUUGUUUGGGAUUCUCAUCCAGAAAUGGGAAACUCCUUGGGCUAAAGUGUUUCCCAUCCGACUAAUGUUGAGACUCGGAGCUGAAUAUCGACUUUAUCCAUGCCCACUGUUCAGUGUCAGAUUUCGGAAGCCAUUAUUUGGAGAGACGGGGCAUACCAUCAUGAAUCUUCUUGCAGACUUCAGAAAUUACCAGUACACAUUACCUGUAGUUCAAGGUUUGGUGGUUGAUAUGGAAGUUCGAAAAACCAGCAUCAAAAUUCCCAGCAACAGAUACAAUGAGAUGAUGAAAGCCAUGAACAAGUCCAAUGAGCAUGUCCUGGCAGGAGGUGCCUGCUUCAAUGAGAAGGCAGACUCCCAUCUUGUGUGUGUACAGAAUGAUGACGGAAACUAUCAGACCCAGGCUAUCAGUAUUCACAAUCAGCCUAGAAAGGUGACCGGUGCCAGUUUCUUUGUGUUCAGUGGGGCUCUGAAAUCCUCUUCAGGAUACCUUGCCAAGUCCAGUAUUGUGGAAGAUGGCGUUAUGGUCCAGAUCACUGCCGAGAACAUGGAUUCGCUGAGGCAGGCGCUGCGAGAGAUGAAGGACUUCAGCAUCACCUGUGGGAAGGCAGAUGCAGAGGAUCCCCAGGAGCACAUCCACAUCCAGUGGGUGGAUGACGACAAGAACGUCAACAAGGGUGUCAUAAGUCCUAUCGAUGGGAAGUCCAUGGAGUCUAUAACUAGUGUGAAGAUAUUCCAUGGGUCAGAGUAUAAAGCAAAUGGAAAAGUCAUCAGGUGGACAGAGGUUUUUUUCCUAGAAAAUGAUGACCAGCACAAUUGCCUAAGUGAUCCUGCAGACCAUAGCAGACUUACCGAGCAUGUUGCCAAGGCUUUUUGCCUUGCUCUCUGCCCCCACCUGAAGCUUCUGAAGGAAGAUGGAAUGACUAAGCUGGGACUGCGUGUGACACUUGACUCAGAUCAGGUUGGCUACCAAGCAGGGAGCAAUGGACAGCCCCUUCCCUCGCAGUACAUGAAUGAUCUAGACAGCGCCUUGGUGCCCGUGAUCCAUGGAGGGGCCUGCCAGCUCAGCGAGGGCCCUGUCGUCAUGGAACUCAUCUUUUAUAUUCUGGAAAACAUCGCAUAGACAGAAAGGACUUCAUUUUUUUUCUGUUAAGACCUGUUGCGACAGCAGUCAUACCCAAAUCAUUUGCACUUUAAAACUGGAAGAUUAAGCUUUUGUUAACACUAUUAAUGGGUGGUGG
Messenger RNA from Loxodonta africana (African savanna elephant), 11268 nucleotides. RefSeq names its product zinc finger FYVE-type containing 9 (gene ZFYVE9). Gene Ontology annotation, molecular function: metal ion binding. Gene Ontology annotation, cellular component: early endosome membrane. The record is from RefSeq and is a predicted model, not a curated record. The transcript has 18 exons. Bases 6885 to 11150 code for a protein of 1421 amino acids. Gene Ontology annotation, biological process: endosomal transport. NCBI's taxonomy places the organism in Eukaryota, Metazoa, Chordata, Mammalia, Proboscidea, Elephantidae.